AUGCUGGACCUCGAGAUGUCUUCUACCCGGGUCGUGGGCAUGGUAUUCCUCGCCGGCAUCUUCGUGCUCAUCCAAAGACUGUCCACGCCUAGGCUAGAGCCUUCUGAGCCGCCUCUCUUGAAGCCGCGGAUCCCCUUGGUCGGCCACAUCGUAGGUUUGCUCUGGCAUCGCAUGAGCUAUUUCCAGAUCAUAAACAAGAGGAAGCCAAUGCCUGUCGCAACGCUCCCUAUACUGCAUAACAAAGUCUAUGCCAUCUGGUCGCCCGACCUAGUCCAGUCCGCCCUGCGUAACAAGCAGAUGACCUUUGAUCCAUUCAUGCUGGAUUUCUCCAAGACCGCUCUCGGCUUGAGUGACCAUAGUAUGGCUGCUCUGGAAGGUGAUGGUGGCCUGGAUGAGUCCUUGAACUCGGAGACCAUCACGGCGAUGAAGGUCGCCAUGACUGGCCAGAACCUGUACCGCACGAACGUCAAUGCACUGGGCUCUAUCAAGUCUCGCUUAAACGUUAUCAACGAAGAGGGCAUCACUAUUCCUAAUCUAUACCUAUGGCUGCGCGAGCUGAUGACGCAAGCGACGGUUGAGGCGUUGUAUGGAGAGGCGAAUCCCAUGAAGCACGACCCAUCUCUAAUUGACGCGCUCUGGGGGUUCGAAACAAACUUGAUGCCCCUCAUGAUCGGUGUCUUACCCGGGAUCUUCGCCCGUGUUGCCUCUCGCCAUCGCGCAAGGUUACAGAAUGCUUUGUACAAGUAUUACAACGCCAGGCUGGACGAGAAACCAGAUGUGGCUCAGGUCACAAAAGCCCGCAUCAACCUCUUGCGCGAGCAUGGGUUCUCCAUGGCCGAGGCUGCCAAGGCCGAGCUAGCCUUGCCGUUCGUAGCCACCACAAACACGAUCCCUAUCACAUACUGGAUGACGGCAUGGAUCUGGCUGGAUCGGGAUCUCGUUCAGUGUAUCCGCGACGAGGUCACCCAGAUCAUCGCCUUGGUCGAUGGCGGGGACAGAGCAGACGACACGGCAGCGAGCGGCAGGAAGUUCAGACGCCGUGCUACUCUCGAUAUCACUCAGCUCGAGGAGAAGUGCCCGUUGCUGGUAAGCUGCUAUCGAGAAACCAUGCGCAUAGGCAACCAGCUCAUCGGGACGCGGCGGGUCAUGCAGGACACCGUCCUCACUGACGCGGACGGAAGGUCGUACCUGUUCAAGAAAGGAUAUGAUGUCGUUUGGUCGGGCAAGUACCUCCAUCGACAACAGGAUACCUGGGGCAAGGACGCCGAGGACUUCUCUGGUGCGCGCUUCAUGGCGGCCAAGCUUCCAGAUGAUCUGCAAAAGAAGAAGAAGGCAUCCUAUGUCCCGUUUGGGGGCGGGAAACACCUGUGCCCGGGGCGAAACCUUGCUUUUGCUGAGAUCCUGGGUUUCACGGCUGCCAUGGUUGUGGGCUAUGAGCUGGACUGGCUGGACAAGGCCAACUCGAGGUCGCCCACAGCCUUCCUGGUGGGGGCGAUAGCAAAGCCGUCGCCGGGUGAAGAGGGUUCAGCGACACUCAAGAGACGAGAGGGUUGGCAAGAUGUGCAAUGGGACUUUGCCUGUUGA
This is a messenger RNA of Thyridium curvatum, 1584 nucleotides long. RefSeq lists its product as uncharacterized. Lineage: Eukaryota; Fungi; Ascomycota; Sordariomycetes; Thyridiales; Thyridiaceae. Gene Ontology annotation, molecular function: monooxygenase activity; oxidoreductase activity, acting on paired donors, with incorporation or reduction of molecular oxygen; iron ion binding. The transcript is spliced from 3 exons. Bases 1 to 1584 code for a protein of 527 amino acids. The record is from RefSeq and is a predicted model, not a curated record.